AUGGAACGCGGGCGCAAAAAACGCAUGGUCCUCCGGGCACAGGCCACACGUCUCAUCAACGAAUGUGAGCAGGGCAGGCAAGUUAGCCUCACACCGAACGAAGCGGGAGUGCUGCAUGCCCGGCUGACGUCUAUACGGACAGAGCUCGACGCUGUCAACAACGAGAUUGAGGGCUUGGUUUCCGAAGACGACCUGGAGGAAGAGUUCACGCAAGUGAUAGAAUAUAACGACUGUAUCGUGCAAUGCUUGGCACGGCUGGAGCAGCGAAGGAACGGCGGCUCAAAUGAAAUCUCUCGAGCUCUAGCUGCCCAGAGCCAACCAGCUCAGCAGAUUAACGGUGACGCAACCGAAACAACGACGUCACAAAAAAUGAACGUGAAAUUGCCAAGGCUUGAGCUGGUCAAGUUCAGUGGGCGACGGCACGAGUGGCAGCCUUUCUGGGAGUUGUUCGAACAGGUGGUGGACAACAACGAUCAACUUUCCACACUGGAUAAGUUCCACUACCUGAGGGCAUCUCUCACAGGUGAUGCAGCUGCGGUGCUUACCGGCCUACCCCCAACGUCCCGGUGCUACAACGACGCGAAGCAGCUUCUGAGAAAACGCUUCGGAAACGAAGAGCUUCUAAUCCAGGAGCACAUGAAGAAGCUCAUCGACGUUACACCUGUGCGCGCUUCGGACGAUGUGCGCGGACUUCGGCGUCUCUACGACACUGUCAGCGCAUAUCAGGGGACUCGAGACUCUCGGCCGGAAGCUCGACAGCUUCAGCUCCAUGCUGCUGCCCAUCGUGCAACGAGCGAUGCCGAAAGAGAUCCUGUUGGACUUCAGCCGUAA
This is a messenger RNA of Rhipicephalus sanguineus (brown dog tick), 831 nucleotides long. RefSeq lists its product as uncharacterized. The record is from RefSeq and is a predicted model, not a curated record. NCBI's taxonomy places the organism in Eukaryota, Metazoa, Arthropoda, Arachnida, Ixodida, Ixodidae. The coding region runs from base 1 to 831 and encodes 276 amino acids. The transcript has a single exon.